GACGGCAGUGUUAGUUCAGCUUUAUUGCGAAGUAAACCUGUUGUGUUUAUGACGCGUGUGACCCCUCACUGAUCUCAAGAUGUGGCGCCUACUGCUCUGCGCGCUCCUGGCUUCAGGUCCGGUAUCUCCGAACAUAAUAUCGGAGAUGGGCAAGGGUGUGGUGGAGACAGCGAAGUUCGUCUCCAACCCGGUAGACCAGGUGGGGAAGAUCAAGGGAACUGCCGAGUACUUCAGCCACUUCCAGGAUAAGUCGCAAUUGCCGCAAAAGAACUUCACCUUGGCUGAGGUGGCGCAGUGUGACGGAGAAGACGGCCGGGACUUCUUCAUCAUCAUCAAGGAUGGUGUCUACGAUCUUAAGGAGUUCGCGCAAUACCACCCCGCUGGCUACGAGCCACUGAAGCGUCACGCGGGGCAGGACGCCACCGCAGCCAUCAAGGCAUCAGGCAUGCCUCCACAGUCCUACGAGCCCUUCCUCAAGUACCUGAAAGUUGGCAACAUUGUUAAGGCAGAAGAGAACCAGUCUUCCGCGCUUGAUUCUGUAGUGCACUCUGUCAAAUCUCACGUUGAAUGAAACCGUUGCAUAUGUAUAAAUAAAUACCGACCUAACACUAUAAAAUAAGGAAUAACACUACGCAUGGAACGGAUACUUUUCGCCCCGCACC
Messenger RNA from Pectinophora gossypiella (pink bollworm), 662 nucleotides. RefSeq lists its product as uncharacterized. Gene Ontology annotation, cellular component: intracellular membrane-bounded organelle; membrane. Bases 80 to 571 code for a protein of 163 amino acids. The record is from RefSeq and is a predicted model, not a curated record. The transcript is spliced from 6 exons. Lineage: Eukaryota; Metazoa; Arthropoda; Insecta; Lepidoptera; Gelechiidae. Gene Ontology annotation, molecular function: heme binding.